AAGUACAAUAAUGAACGAUGAAACAGUUUAUGACUUAAGAGUUUCGAGGCUUGAGUGAACGUGGCUUGCUUAUCAUUAUCUUCGUCUUUUUAUAGGGUAUUCUCAACGGUCUAAUCGGUUGAGAAAAUCCCACAAAGAUAGGAGAAUCUUCAUCACACGUCUCUUCAGCCUUCAACUGCUUCCGCGCUUCUCGCGUGAGUCUUGGACUCGUUCUUGCUAGCUUGACGGCGCUGCCUAUCAUGGGCUUUAGGUCAACUUAUCAGCCCGUUUCUCGAGGACGCGUCUUAGUUGCUUGUACUUUGUCGCCUGUCUUUCGUCGGCUGUACCUCGUUGUAUGAUGCUACGUCGGACGUAUCUCCCUGGAGCUGUGUUUACCUGCGACACGAUACGACCUGGCUGACACGACACGACCAAACGUUAGAACGGUUAUGUCGUUAGUCCAAAAAGUGGGAUAACAGUUUGCCCCCAAUUGUGAAUUUGCGUAGUCACACAAAGCAAAAGAAACAAUUCAAAUUAAAAAACCGUCUUCAACUGCCUAGUUCGUGGGAUAAAACCGUUCAAAAUUCUAGAGUAAUAAAUACCAAUUCACGACAUGCAAUAAAGUUCUUCACACCAAGUUUUUCGAAAAAUUUCUAGAUCUGAAAGCAGGAGAGAGAAGAGGGAGAAAGCGAAGUCGAUUUUCGCACUGAGUUUGUUCGAUUUUCAGGUAAAAUUUGCUUUCUUUUUCGAUUUCCUUGUAGAUUUUUGUAAGUGAGAUGGGUAGAUCUAAGUCGGUUGUAGCGAGAGGAAAGGGGGAGUCGGGUUCCACUCGGGUUAAGUCCCUUAACCCGAUAUAUUCUACUGUGGUGGAUCCGGCGGCUUUUGUUGAACUUGCUGGUUUGCCGCCGUCGGCGGAAGUGAAGAUUCCCGGCUCGGAUGAGGAAGCCUUUGAUUGUCCAGAGGGGUAUGUGGUUAUGUAUGAGUAUCCGUUCACAAUUGGCUUCAAAUUUCCUUUCACUCCUCUAGUUAGGUCCUUUAUCGAGGUUUUCCAUUUGAGUCCGGGUCAGUUGAUGCCCCAGAUAUGGCGGGUUUUCACGGUGGUGCAUGGAGUUACUGCGGACUGGCGUACGCCGUUUGACCUGUCUGAUUUGAUGUACUCUUACGACCUAGCACUGCAGAAGUGUUGUAGGUAUACCUUGGUUACGAAGAAGGGAAAGACGAACUUAGGUGUUGGUUUAGGUGUGAACGACAGGGGUUGGCAGAGUCGUUUUGUCUUUGUAGGCAAAGAUUCUCUGGGAGAUAAAGGGCGGUUUCUGGUCGAGGGAUGGACGAUGGAAGUUGUCAAGGGGUCGUCGUUGACUGAGUUGAACGCUGAUUCUGAGGAUAAGUAUCGGAAGUUCUUGGGUUAUUCUGUCGAGGAUAGGUCUUUCAGUCGCGACGGAGAGUUUUUAGACGAGCAGGCGGUGGACCGGUCAGGCGACGUCGCCGAGGAGGAGGAGAUAGACGAGGGAUCAGGUCAACUGACUCGUCGUCGGAAAAGGUUGGAUUUGCUUGAGGAGGUAGUGGCAAACUCGUCGUCCGCCGAAGGUGAAGUAGGUGAUAUGGCUGACAACUCAGAGCAUACUCUUUCGUCUCGGCCUGUGUCGAGGAUGUCUCAGAGUGAGAUUCAGGAGCGUGCAAGGAAGCGACUUAGGUCGUCCUCGACUUCUGGUGGACGGGGUAUGACGGUUGUACCUCGGUUUUCUGCGAUAGGUUCAUCGGCCGAGACGCCUGUCGUCAUAGGUGCCGAAGGCUUUCAUCCGAUUGCUUCGUCGUCGCCUCCACAGCCGUUCAAGGCGUCGUCUGCUGCUGUCGACGUUAGUAAAGUGUCUACUUCAUCGGCCAAGAAGCGACCUGUCGAGACGGAUCCUGUCGAGGAUACGGUUAUCACUUUGCCCCCAAGCUUCUUGGGUGAUGAAGAGGCGUCGGUUAUAUGGCCUUUCGCUGAUCGCUUGAUCUUGCCUACGACGUAUCGACGAUACCACGAGGUGGAUCCUCUUCCUGUCGCGUCGGACGCCGCUGAGCUUAGUCUGCGGGCGUCGCAGGCUGCCUUGGCCGUGCGUAGGCAGUGUUCGUUGCUGUGCGACGAGGUGACGAAUGUAAGGCAGCUGACGGCGACGGCGAAGAAGGCGGCCGCAUCGUGGGAAGCGAAGUGGAAAGCUGCUGAGAAGAAGGUUGUGGAUCUUGCUGCGGUGAUUAAGGCCAAGGGUGAUCAAUUGAAGGGUAAGGAUAAGCAGUUAGCCGACGUGGCUAAAGAUCUGGAGAAAGUGAAGGAGGAGUUGACCUCGACGACAGAGGAAUUGGAUGGAUUGAGGAGCUUGUACGACGCCCUGCAGGAGGAGGCGAAGGACGUCGAGGCUCUUGCUAUAUGGAGGACGCGGGCGCAGAUGAUGUAUUCCUGCCUGAUUGGGGAGACUAGCCUUUGGCCGUGCCAAAAGGAGGUGGAUGACUAUCUGGCUAAUGGCGGUACCAUGGCUGACCUGUCGGUGCCCGUGGUGGAUCCGGAGGAGUUGGCGAAGACGGCUGACACUGCUAGUACUGAGGCGACGGAGGUGGAUGCUGCUUUGUUGGUGGUGAGUGCGCCUGUUCCGGACCAAGAGGGGGAGGUUUUAGCUGUUGGGUGCGAAGAGGAGGCCCUUGCCGUCGUUUCUCAAGACGAGACGGUGGACGUGGCGUCGGUGGAGGUGCCAGUCGUGCCCCCAGAGCAAGAGCCGGAGCAGGAAGUCGUGGUUUCUACUCAGGGAGAAGGGAUGUAUUAGUUUGUAGUUUUUGAAUUUUCUGUUGGUUUUUGUGUUUUGUUGGUGAACUUCUUUACUCGUCGUCGAUGGCGGCGACGAGGUGGUUUGGAUGACUUGUGUUUUUAUUUGUCGUCGGUAGUGGCGACGCUGUGUGUGGAUAAUGUUUAUUUUUUGGAAUUUCGGAAGUCGUGGCCUUAGGGGUCGCGCGUCGUGUGUGUUAAGUUUGUGUUUCUUUAUGGUUAUCCCGUUGCGUUUUGAUGUCUUAGUUUCGUGUAGCAGAUGCUUUGCGAGUAAUAAGUAUUGAACCGACUGAUGUGUAAAAUCAUACCUGCGUUGUUACUUCGUUGUCUCUUGCGGUCUCGCUCUGAGUCGUACGUUGUUGCUUGUGGAUGUCAUUCGUCGUGCGUCUUGCAUUCUGCAAAAGAAAACAGGGGUCGCUAGGAGGAUUGGCCGUUGGGGAUGCCAACGGCCCUCCGAUGCCUAAGUCAGUAAUGGUUUUUAAAAUAAAACGAUAAAGAAAAGUAAAGACGACGAUGCGGCGACUGAUAAAAUUGGUUACGACAAGGUUUCAAAAAUGGUAGAGUUUAAGAUGUGUGGCGUUCCAGCUUCGGGGGACCGACUUGCCAUCUUUGGUAAUGAGUCUGUAUGCCCCCUUUCCGACGAUUUUGUCGAUCAAGUACGGUCCUUCCCAAGCUGGUGCUAACUUACCCGCGUUCAAUUCUUUCGUGUUUUGAAAUACUCUGCGCAGUACCCAAUCUCCUUCUUUGAACAUUUUCACUUUGACAUUUUUGUUGAAGCACUUUGCCACGAUUUGUUGCUGUGACGCCAUCCUUAUCAAUGCUGCUUCCCUGAGAUCUUCUGUGUUGUCGAGGUUUUCGCUGAGUUCUACGUCGUUUUGCUCUGGCGUCAUGAGUCCAUAUCGUGCACUGGGCAGCGUCACUUCAGGGGGAAGUACCGCUUCGCACCCGUAAACGAGUGAGAAGGGAGUCUGUCCCGUCGCCGUCCUAGGCGUCGUCCUGUUGGCCCAUAGGAUGGAUGGCAAUUCUUCUGCCCAUCGCCCCUUCUUGUCGUCCAACCGCUUUUUCAGCGACGCGAUGAUCGUUUUGUUGCUGGAUUCCGCCUGUCCGUUUGCUUGGGGGUAUCUGGGCGUCGACGUCUUUAGCUCGAUGUUCCAUGUUUUGCAGAAAGCUCUUGUCUUGUCGCUGAUGAAUUGUGACCCGUUGUCGCAGAUGAUUUCUGACGGUAUUCCGAACCUGCAUAUUAUGUUAGUCCAUAUGAACGAGCAUACCUCUUUGUCCCUUACUUGUUGGAACGCACCUGCUUCUAUCCACUUGGAAAAAUAAUCUGUUAGGGCUAACAUGAAGACCU
This is a messenger RNA of Spinacia oleracea (spinach), 4124 nucleotides long. RefSeq lists its product as uncharacterized. The coding region runs from base 756 to 2777 and encodes 673 amino acids. The record is from RefSeq and is a predicted model, not a curated record. The transcript is spliced from 4 exons. NCBI's taxonomy places the organism in Eukaryota, Viridiplantae, Streptophyta, Magnoliopsida, Caryophyllales, Amaranthaceae.